This is a messenger RNA of Nilaparvata lugens (brown planthopper), 3953 nucleotides long. RefSeq names its product GTPase HRas-like. The transcript has 2 exons. Gene Ontology annotation, molecular function: GTP binding; GTPase activity; GDP binding. NCBI's taxonomy places the organism in Eukaryota, Metazoa, Arthropoda, Insecta, Hemiptera, Delphacidae. Gene Ontology annotation, cellular component: plasma membrane. The record is from RefSeq and is a predicted model, not a curated record. Gene Ontology annotation, biological process: Ras protein signal transduction; epidermal growth factor receptor signaling pathway. The coding region runs from base 1419 to 1991 and encodes 190 amino acids.
AUAGCAGAAGCUAUAGUUUAUUCCUCGUUUAUGGAUGACAAAUUCUUGAAUAAGUUGUAAAGAUUUACUGCAUUUGACUAGUGUUUCUGAAUUUGUUUGUUACUGCGUGAAUUAUUACUAUUUCAGUUGUUACAUCGUCCCUACGUUGUGGAAGUUAUCGUAUAGAGGAAUAUCAGUGAAAUUAUAGUGAAGUCUGAAGUGAGUUUAGUCUCUUCGACAUACCUAUUUUGCAAAGCGGUUGACCACAACUACGUUAGUGUGUUGUUUAUUGAUUUGAUCAUAUCUUUCUCUAUAUUUAUUAGAAGUGAAGAUUAAAAUUAUUUCUCAGAACCAGAAUAAUAGUUAGUGACCAAGUACGUGUUUUAUAGCAUCAAUCUGGGAAACACAAUUUCAGUGAAUACAACGAUCCUAGUUACUUUUAUCUCAAAAAUAAAUCUUAGUUCUUUUGAACUUACACCGUACUCUCUUUCUUCACCAGAAACAUUGUACCUGUUGUACUUAUUUUACAACUUGUACAAAUAAAACUUUUUAUUUAGAUAUUUUUAUCUAUUUUUUAGUGCUGUGAUGAGGACUUGUCCUGCUAAAGAACGUUUUAACAUAGGAGGUUUAUUGAGUAAAAAACGUUGAAUCGUCUCUUUUAAAAGUAUUUUACAGAAAUCAGAGAUAAAAACCCAGUUUUCAGUUAUUGAGAUUCUACCUACGAACUACAACUUCACAAUUAAGCGUAUUUGUGACCAGAACUUACAUUAAAAGCGUCGAUUUAUUAUUGAGUAACAUUAAAUUAUUUCGCCUACUUCAUAGUUUGAAGUAAACAUUGAUUGAAAACUCAAUAUUCCACUUCAAAAUGCUUCUAUUUUUCUUCUGAAUUGCUACAGAAUUUUGUAGUUGAAAAACUGUUCCAAGCAUUGCUUGCUAUUUAAAAUCAAUCGGUUUCAAAUGAUUUAGACUACGUUAACAUUCACCAAUCUUCACUCAAAUCAGAACAAAAUGAUCCACAUCUGCUAAUCCAUAUUCUUUCCUGACAUACAAGUCAACUUGUUCGAUCAAUAAUAAUUAUAUUAUUCUAGAACAAAAUGUACAACUACCAGAGUUGUAUUUCUUAGAUCGCUCUGAACUUUGAUCUAUUUUCAAACAAAUAAAGCAAACUCGGUAUUUUUCCUGGUUUGAAAUACCACAACGGAAUAGACGCUUGCUAGACAGCAAGUGUUGGAAUACAAAGAUAUCAGGUUGGGUAAAAUCACGAGGAGAAAACCUUGAGCUCUCAAUAUUAUCUUCCUGAAACUCCACAACGGAGCUCUAUAAGGCUACAAUAGUUGUAGCCCACUUGCCGUUGCUAGGUUGGGUGAAAUCUCAGCCUAAUUCUCGAAUAGAACAGGCAAACUCAAGCUACCAACAUUUUUCUCUUAAAACGCAACAAAAUGACGGAGUACAAGCUAGUGGUGGUGGGAGCGGGGGGCGUGGGAAAAAGCGCCCUCACAAUCCAACUAAUUCAAAAUCAUUUCGUAGACGAAUAUGACCCCACCAUCGAGGACUCCUACAGAAAGCAAGUGGUGAUCGACGGAGAGACGUGCUUGCUGGAUAUUCUAGACACGGCCGGCCAGGAAGAGUACAGUGCCAUGAGGGAUCAGUACAUGAGAACCGGCGAAGGCUUCCUGAUGGUGUUUGCUGUCAACAGCGAGAAAUCGUUUGAGGAUAUCGCAACGUACCGUGAGCAGAUCAAACGAGUGAAGGACGCCGAAGAUGUGCCCAUGGUUCUAGUGGGCAACAAGUGUGAUCUCUCGGCUCGCGCCGUGGAUAUGAACGAGGCGAGGGAGGUGGCCAAGCAGUACGGCGUGCCGCUCAUCGAGACGUCGGCCAAGACCAGGAUGGGAGUCGAUGAUGCGUUCUACACGCUCGUGCGCGAGAUCAGGAAGGACAAGGAGCAACGAGGCAGGGAGAGGAGGAAAAAUAUGAAGGCAGCCGGUUCGAAGAAGUGCUGUUGGUUACUUUAAUUCCAAUGCAUCCAUUGGCUAUUAUCGCCAUCCAAGAGCCAAAAUUUCUGUUCGGAAGUCUUCAGGAUGGCUGUAACAACUCGAAGCGAGCAGUGCUACCAACUUCACAAUUCUCUUCUGCAGUUGCGACGGUGGAGAGGCAAGUAAUAAUAGGUAUUUGUCCCAAAAAUUCAGCUCAGUUUUCAAAAUUAAAAAAAAAUUAGUUUUUUUAUGUAUUGAGAAGUCGACACCUACUCGACGAUAAUGCAAAGUGUCUACUGAUAUUUGAAAAUCUGGUAAAUUUUUGGGAUUGUGAUCUCAUUUGUUGUAAGAGGAUGCCGUGUCCAAUUUGACACAGUUUCAAUGGAAGAGUCUUCAAGUACUCGACUAAUAACCAAAAUUGCGUGGGCCACCUGCAGUAGAAGUCGUCAAUCCAAUGCUACCAACUUCAGCGUAAAUAAUAUCAACAUUGACUGCCAACUGUUGCAUGACUCAGUGCUGUGAUUAUUGAUAGUUAUUAUUCUAAGGGCUGGUGGCAUAAACGUUGAUCAAUUUACUGAUAUAAAUUUUCAAGGCAUUUAAUAACUCGAAUCAGUUGAACAAUUGGAUACUAGCCCACUACCAAAAUAUCAAUUUAAUUGGAAAUGAUUAUUGAAAAAUAAUCAUUGAAAACUGUAAAAUAAAUUGUUAUUCAAUAAUAAUUAUUACAGUGGAACUUGGUUAUAGCCCAACGUCAUUUAAGGGACCACACAUUCAAUGACGUGAUAUCAGUGUGACACUAUGAAACAGGUUUCAAAAUCUUAAUUUUAAACAGAGGAAAAAUUAAAGUAAUAUUGUUUUAUAUGGAAAACACACUUUUAAUAAACGUGAUCCAGGAAAUACAUACUUCACUACAGUAUAACUCAAUCUUAUGAAAAAAAAAUCAAGUUUAAAAAUCAAAAUAUCUGUCUGGCUAUGUUGCCUUCUCAGUUCUCGGCCCAAUGUACUUGACGUUAUAUAAAAGGUUUUAUAAUUCACUGAUGAUAAAUCCGAGGUUUUCACAAUUAUUCAUUUAUAUGGCUUUUAUCGGAAGAGAGAUCCUUUUGGAUGUUCUGCCUUGCCGUAUUACACAAUGUCAUUUCCUAUUUACACUCAAGUUUAUAGGUUAUAUAUUGAAUUCUUCAAGUUUUAUCACUACAAAUUUACACUUCCACUUCCUGUGUUUCUAUUCUAUAAAGUUUAAAAUUGAAAAAAAACUUGAGUUAUUCCUAAACACAAAUAAAUAAAUGUUCUCAAUUUUUAACUUUAUAGAAUAGAAACACAGGAAGUGGAGGUGUAGAUUUUUAGUUAUAUAACUUGAAGAACCCAAUAUAUAACCUAUAAGUUUGUACUUUUCACAAUGUGAAGUACUUAUAGUUUGGGCUACCUAUAAAUAAAUGACGACGUUAUAUGCGUGUUGACGCUACAGCCGAGGCUGCAAUAACCAAGUUAAAUCAGUUUUAUACUCUGAAUAAAAUUGGUUGAGGUGUGAACUUCCAAUCUGCAUAGACAGAUGGUGUGAAAUUGAGACUUUUCCGUGCAUUUCCAGUGUGACAAUCCUGUAUAUCGGCUAAAGCCAGCAGUGCUAUAUCGCAUUAAAUAUACUCUGUCAUUCGGGCUCGCUUGAUAAAGUCUCUACAUUUCACACUAUGUAGCAGUGUAACACUCCAAUCAUAUAAGUCAAGUCAAUUUAUAUAAUCGACUUCAAUUCAAUUGAAGUCAAGUAUUAAAAACUUGAGAUGUAUACUAACCGGGAAGCGAUUUGGUUUCGUGGUUGCGCUGAUAAGCUAUCGAUAAGAUAGGUUAAGCUCCAUACGCCUGCUACUUCGGUUGUAAGGGUGAUCACUUCCACUCUAUACACCACUGAAUGGUGCUGUAUACAGAGUUCAAAAAUCGCUUCCCGGUGGUAUGGAACCCACUCAUCUCUCAUCAUCAUCAGUUUCAUUACCCGAGCACAAGCCUAGA